CUGCUGAAGCCGCGCAUGCGCACCGGGUGGGAAGCGCAAUUGAAAACGAGCAGCUAUGCCGCGCCAGGCAGAAACGAUUCCGGAGGCUUUGAACAACAGCCGAGAUAGCGGAGGACUGCUCCGGGGACGGCUGCACCGCGAGGCGGCUGGCGGUCGUUAAAUGCUUCUCGUCCCCCACCACCCUCCACAUGAGGUUAAGCGAAACUCCUCCUGAGAACGCAGUGUGGGCUGUUGACCGUACUCGCUGCUUGUCCUCCACCAUCCCUUCAGCGAUGCAUCAACAAUGUUGCCGCUCGCCGUCUGAGGAUUGAUGACUCCCACCUCCGGCUUGUUUGUGGGGACUGCGAGUCAAACUUGAAGCGAGAGACAAAGAGCGACAAUCAGCGGCGCUCACUAUGGUUUUAUUGACUGUGCGCAGAAGGAGAUGUGUGCGGAGCUGCUGGAUGGGGACGAUAUGCCUUCAGUUCUUGCUGUGGAUUUUAUGUGCCGUGAACGGAGAGGAGCAGCCGUUCAGCGUGGAGACAUGGCUCCAAAGGUAUGGCUACCUCCCUCCUGCAGACCCCAGAAUGUCAGUGCUACGUUCUUCCCGAGUCAUGCAGUCCGCUAUCGCUGCCAUGCAGCGCCGCUACGGCCUCAAUGUUACAGGAACUCUGGACAGCACCACCAUCGACAGUAACACAAUAAGGUGGAUGAAAAAGCCCAGAUGUGGCGUUCCGGACCAGAUAGCAGGCGUCUCAAAAUUCAACGUCAGGAAACGGCGGUACGCCCUCACGGGGCAAAAGUGGCAACACAAGCAUAUCACGUACAGCAUAAAGAACGUGACACCCAAAGUCGGCGCCGAGGAGACCCACGAUGCUAUCCGACGAGCCUUUGAUGUUUGGCAAAGCGUGACGCCGCUGCGCUUCGAAGCUGUGCCGUACAGUGAACUGGAACGAACCAAGAAAGACGUGGACAUCACAAUCAUCUUUGCCUCAGGUUUCCACGGCGACAGCUCACCCUUUGACGGCGAAGGUGGCUUCCUAGCCCAUGCCUACUUCCCAGGGCCAGGAAUUGGAGGAGACACGCACUUUGACUCGGAUGAGCCGUGGACACUGGGCAACCCCAACCAUGAUGGGAAUGAUUUGUUCCUGGUGGCAGUGCACGAGCUGGGCCACGCACUUGGGCUGGAACACUCCAACGACCCCACAGCGAUCAUGGCUCCUUUCUAUCAAUACAUGGACACUGAGAACUUCAAACUGCCCGUGGACGAUCUGCUGGGCAUCCAAAAGAUUUAUGGGCCUCCUGACAAGCUCCCACAGCCCACCAAGCCUUUGCCAACGGUGCCGCCCGCUCGCUCCAACCCGCCGUCGGAUCCGCGCAAACCGGACCGGCAGACCAGACCUCCGAGGCUGCCUCCCGGUGACAGACCGUCCCAUCCCAAUUCUAAGCCCAACAUCUGCGAUGGAAGUUUCAACACCUUGGCAAUACUAAGGAGAGAGAUGUUUGUGUUUAAGGACCACUGGUUUUGGCGAGUAAGAGAUAACGCAGUGAUGCCUGGGUACCCCAUGCUCAUCAGUGUUUUCUGGAGGGGGCUGCCACCUAAAAUUGAUGCGGUCUAUGAGAACAGUGAGGGCAAGUUUGUUUUCUUCAAAGGGAAGCAAUUCUGGGUGUUUAAGGACACGGUGUUGCAGGCCGGAUACCCGAAGGACAUCACCCAGUAUGGCCACGGCAUGCCGGCUCAGAGCAUAGAGACGGCCGUGUGGUGGGAGGAUGUGGCGAAGACCUACUUCUUCAAAGGCGACAGGUACUGGCGCUACAACGAGGAAAUGAGGACCAUGGACCCCGGCUAUCCCAAACCCAUCACCGUGUGGAGAGGUGUGCCUGAAUCGCCGCAGGGGGCCUUUGUGGAUAAAGCCAACGGUUUCACCUACUUCUACAAGGGGAAGGAGUACUGGAAGUUCAAUAACCAGUUCCUCAGAGUGGAGCCGGGCUACCCGCGUUCCAUCCUCAAAGACUUCAUGGGCUGCGACUUGAUGGCGGCGGACCCGGGGCGCCCGCCCGCCGGCGACGGCAACACGGACGUGGUCAUCGAGCUGGACAACGAGGCCAACACGGUGAAAGCGGUCGCCAUCGUCAUCCCGUGCGUGCUGGCACUGUGCCUGCUGGUGCUGGUCUAUACGGUCGUGCAGUUCAAGAGGAAGGGUACGCCGCGCCACAUACUUUACUGCAAACGCUCCAUGCAGGAAUGGGUUUGAAACGUGAAAGGAAGAGACGGCACGCUAUCACUUGAAGGACGACGCGGACGUUUGAAGCCGCGUCCUCUUUUGUCGGGCGAUCGGAACCACCAAUGGGGCCUGACGAUUGGCCCGUAUUGACCUUCAAGGCAUGACCUUCGGGACAAGAUGAUUGCUGAAUCAGCCUUUAUCACCAACGAGGGGAGCAGAGGGACACUUUGCGGGGGAAUGUUUCCUCUAAAAUGACCUUCAGAAAGUUAGGAGAAAAAAACUAAACAAAACAACAACAACAACUUGAGGUCCGUUUUCUUUUGUAUCUCUUUUGCCGGACUGCUCUUAAUCACAAUCAGGGGGAGGACUUUCAGCGGGACACACUCUUCCCACAGGCAAGUCAUUGUCAUCUGUCAUAUCAGGUGUUAAGACGUCCCCCCCCUAAAAAAAAAAAAAACAAAUCUGUGCCCCCCCCAACCAAAAGAUAAUCACACUUCUUUUUGUUUUAGUUUUCCAAUUUUUUUUUUUGAUUAUUUAAGGAGGUUGGCACUGUUCCCUUUAAAAUAUUCCCGAGGAAGAGACCAAACUAAACCAAAUAAAAUCUCUCCAAAGAGGAUCACUUAUCCUUCUUUUUUUUUUUUUGUUGUAUUUUUAUUUGAAUUUUUGGGGGGGAUAUUCAUUAAUUUCAUCAUCAAUUGAUCCGUCCUCCGGAUCCAUGCAGCGAUUAAUAGUGGGAGCUCUGACUGUUGUGGCAGUCUGUUUGAGACACAGGGGCCAAAAGAUUUUGCAAUAUUUUAACUCGCCUUAAUUCUACUUAAUAUUUCUUGUGCUUGGUUUUACUCUGCUGUUGUGUUGUUUUUUCUUUGUUUUGUUUUUUCUAUACUGCUCUUUGGUUUUUGUUUAUUUUGUAUGAGAAGCAGCUUUAAAAGCUUCUUGUAAUUUGGUAUUUCUGGAUUUUAUUACAUGACCCAGAAUGCUCAGCACUGGCUUGCUGAGCCCUUCUGGGCAAAGAAGAGUCGGCUUGUAAUGUUAUUCUAUGGAGGAGGUUCCAGGAGUAAAGCCACUAUUUUGUCUUUUACAUUUGUUGCUGUUAAAGUUUUAUUUCCCUGCGGCAGAUUUAUCGUGUCUUGAACAUCUUUGGAUUUGUUGGUUAUGUAUUUCUUUUAUUGCCUGAUGUCUUAAUGACCUUUUUAAAUAUCAGUCUCUGUGGUUUUUGUGAAUGGAUUUUUUUUUUUAAGAAAUCCUGUCUACUGCCUUUUUUUUUUUGCGAACUCUUACACAUCCCAGAAUACUGUUUUCAUUCUGUCCGAGGACCCGAAAAGUCAAGCUCAGUGCCUGUGUCAGCAUGCACGCAAGGUUUUACAACCGCACCUCUGCUCAACGUGGCUUUUUUUUUCCUUAAAAGCUCGGGGGGCCUUUUUUUAACCUUAGUUUAUAAUGCCGAACUCCCACCCGAAAGGUACACCCGCCAUCAAAUAGGUACAUCUGAGAAAAUAUCGGACAGUCUAUCCAGUUGGUCUCAUCGGCAGAUCAACUUUUUAACGUCCUCUCUGAAUGUCGUUUUUCAUCAGAGCAGUCUUCUUUUCUUGUUGAAAGAAAUGAAUCAUCUCACAUUUGUUUUUCGUGUAAGACGUCGGGACAAUGAAGAAAAAAUUUCCCGACACAAUGAAUAAAUCGAUCAAUACAUGAUGAGAA
Messenger RNA from Hippocampus zosterae (dwarf seahorse), 3899 nucleotides. Its product is annotated as matrix metalloproteinase-16-like. Bases 396 to 2234 code for a protein of 612 amino acids. The transcript is spliced from 11 exons. Lineage: Eukaryota; Metazoa; Chordata; Actinopteri; Syngnathiformes; Syngnathidae. Gene Ontology annotation, cellular component: extracellular matrix. Gene Ontology annotation, molecular function: metalloendopeptidase activity; zinc ion binding. Gene Ontology annotation, biological process: extracellular matrix organization; skeletal system development; proteolysis. The record is from RefSeq and is a predicted model, not a curated record.